Fusarium coffeatum is the source of this 2265-nucleotide messenger RNA. RefSeq lists its product as uncharacterized. The coding region runs from base 1 to 2265 and encodes 754 amino acids. Lineage: Eukaryota; Fungi; Ascomycota; Sordariomycetes; Hypocreales; Nectriaceae. Gene Ontology annotation, biological process: regulation of transcription by RNA polymerase II; DNA-templated transcription. Gene Ontology annotation, molecular function: RNA polymerase II cis-regulatory region sequence-specific DNA binding; zinc ion binding; DNA-binding transcription activator activity, RNA polymerase II-specific. The transcript is spliced from 3 exons. The record is from RefSeq and is a predicted model, not a curated record. Gene Ontology annotation, cellular component: nucleus.
AUGCCGCAGACUAUCCGUCCAACAUCGGCCAUGUCUUCAACCGGAAGUCCUCCACCGCCGCUCAAACGCCGCAGAAGGAGACCUGCCCGGUCCUGUGAACAAUGCCGGUCUAGGAAGGUCAAGUGUGAUAUGGGUCAGCCCUGUACCGGUUGUGUCCGGGCCAGAGCGCCGAUGCGAUGUUCUUACCGUGAUGGGAGCACCGUUGAAGCCGCCCCGGAAACUCGGACCUUGGCAGCAGUUGAAAGGGAGGAAGUUAUAGCAACGCCGCAGACUCAGAACAGGGCCGUGGCCUAUCCCCGAGAUCCGGUGUCUCUACCAUCAAGAUCCAUCGACAACCAGACUCCCGUAUUGACUCGAGAAAAUCAUGUCUUUCAACCUGUCUCAUCCCCUCAAGUUUUGAUACAGACUCCAUCCUCAAAUUCAAUUGCGCCGUUUACACCAAGACUUCGUCAUGUACCAGAAAAGACCAAGCUCUUCGGCCAAACGCAUUGGCUCCAUACUGCAGAGAAGUUCCCUGUCUCUGGAAACUUUCAUCCUGUCGAGGUCGAGCCAUCUUUUGAAUAUGCCAAGUCUGAUUUCUUCGACGUAUUGAAAGAAGCACGGAGCAUACGCUUCGGCCUCAAGAAACAGAUUUCAUCUAACCUUGAGCAACCCAUCCAAAACUUGCGCAGUACUCUCCCUACCAAAGCAGUCUGUGAUGAGCUAAUAGCCUGUUACCUUCGUACAUUCGAGCCCAUGUACCGCAUCGUACACAUCCCCUCUUUCUGGAAGGAAUAUGACCGACUAUGGGACAGUGAACAUCCAUCGUCGCUAUCAACUGUCUCUAUGGUCAGGCUAACGUUGGCCAUGGCUAUCGGUACUACAUUUGCGAAGUUUGAUAGUGAUAACGAGAUAAAUCACCUAUGGCGGCUUGCGCAGACGUGGAUUCAAAAUGCCCAGUGGUGGCUUACAGGACCAAACGAGAAGACAACCUAUAAUCUUGAUGGCUUGCAAGUGUUUUGCCUACUGAUACUUGCUCGCCAAACAACCUUCAACUGCCGUGGAGCAACUUCAUGGCUCUCAUCAAGCUCUCUGUUACGCGCUGCAGUCACCAUGGGCCUCCACCGGGACCCCAAGCUAUUCUCUGGUCUAUCACUCUUCCAGAAAGAGUUCCGCGCUCGACUUUGGGCCACAGUACUAGAGCUGGCCGUUCAGUCAUGUCUGGACCUUGGUCUACCUCUGCAUCUUUCCGAAGAAGACUUCGAUGCGCCCAUUCCAUCAAACUUCAACGACCCUGACCUUGAGUCAACCUCUUCCGAAACACCAUAUCCUAUGGAUACGUUUACAGACUCGUAUCUUCAAAUAUUCCUGGCCAAAUCUUUGCGGCUAAGAGUGGGAAUAAUACGAUUACUGAACGACAUUCGACAAGAAAAGUCGCACGAGAAUGCCCUAGCAAUGGGAACGGAACUACGUACGGCGUGCAGAGAUGUAGCUGCCUUCUUCAACUCAUACAAGCAGGGUCAGGCUAAAGUCGAACAUGGCUCGACUUUGGAAGCUACCGAGUUCCACCGUAAGCUGAUCGAUAUUCAGUUGCGUCGUUUCAUCAUGUUUCUUCAUCGAGACUUUAUGCUACAGGCGAAAAUAGAUCCUCGGUUUUAUCUUUCUCGUAAAGUAUGUGUUGAGGCUGCUCUCGUCAUUGCAACUGGAAGCAAGGGCGUCGACCUGGAUGUGCCUCUUCAGCUGUGGGACGACAUGUCUCGAUUGUCUUUUGUCGGACGAGGUCUGUUCAAAUGUGCGCUGAGCUUUGAUGCUAUGCUCAUCCUGGCACUCGAGAUCAUAACCGACCUACAGGACGAGUCAACACCAGAUCAUGAGUCGGAUAUACUCAAAGAGAUGGCGAGGGCCGCUCGUAACCCUCUGAUGCAGACUCUGGAAGAGAUAGGCAGACAACUUCGCUGUCUCAUAGCUCGAGGAAACCUUAGUCUCAAGAGGCUUCUAUUCUCGAAUGCGCAUUUAGCCCAUAUUCGAGCACUCGAAACGGGACGUCCAGUCAAAACAGCUGUGUACGAAGCUGUUAUCUCGACUUUACGUGACUGCGUAGUAAUGAUGCGUGAAGUCCAAGCGGCUACCACGCCGCAAGAAUCAGUUCUCACCUCAGACAGCUUCCAUACUGACUUCCUCGGCCCGGACAUGUUCUUCAAUAAUAAUAUCAUGGAGUGGGAUAUAUCCGACCUCCUUGGGUUUCCAACAGCCGGUAAAGAGAGCCAUUGGCCAGCCAUGAAUUGA